Triplophysa dalaica is the source of this 2081-nucleotide messenger RNA. It is a transcript of the gene camkmt, whose product is annotated as calmodulin-lysine N-methyltransferase. Lineage: Eukaryota; Metazoa; Chordata; Actinopteri; Cypriniformes; Nemacheilidae. The coding region runs from base 218 to 1102 and encodes 294 amino acids. The transcript is spliced from 12 exons. Gene Ontology annotation, cellular component: cytoplasm. The record is from RefSeq and is a predicted model, not a curated record. Gene Ontology annotation, molecular function: calmodulin-lysine N-methyltransferase activity.
UACGGAAGUAGCGUGCACUUUUAUUAAGCAUCAUACACCAUCUCAUACCGGCGAAUUGGUAAAACGUCAUUAAAUUUUAUGAUCGACUUUGUCCGCGUUCACAAAACAAAUGCCAAAACAUCCUUAGCGUUGACUCUGCGAUUCUUUGUCGUUUAUUUAUACUGUUAUAACUUAUCUUUGCAUUAAACAGAAUCAUACCUAACAGGUUGCUGUAGGUAUGAAUAAUUUUAAAGAUCCUGCCUCGCCUGCGAACGAAAAGCGGACGAAUAAUCACCAAGAUCACGACUCUCACUGUGGAACCGAUGUGGCGCGCGCACGAUGGGCUCUUCUACGACAUGUUCUGAAAGAGAAGCAGCUCGACAGCUCUGAUGUUCAGCAGGUAUCAGUGCGCAGGUUCUCCUCCUUUAACUUGUUCUCCAGGAGCAGGGUCACUACCACAGAGACGGGUGACCCGUCAGAUGGCCCGUGGGUGGAAUACAGAAGUACAAUCUUUCCCCAGUACAGUGCCUUACUCAGAGACAAUCUUGGCCCCCUUAGAGUGGAUGAGGUGCUCAACAGCUUCGACAACACAGGGAAUGUCUGUGUUUGGCCCUCUGAAGAGGUUAUGGCCUACUAUUGCCUAAAGAAAUGUCACAUGUUUACGGGCUCCUCGGUGUGCGAGUUGGGUGGAGGGAUGACAUGUCUUGCUGGGCUCAUGAUUGCAGUUUGUGCUGAUGUGAAGGAAGUUCUGCUAUCUGAUGGAAACGAGAAGGCGAUUCAAAAUGUGCGCAGUGUUAUAGAGCGUAACAGGCGAGAUGGGCUCCUCCUGUCUUCCAAUGUGUCCACCAGGGUCGUGAGAUGGGACAAUGAGGAUGAUGUGUCUUCUCUGGAGGGUCGCUUUGACGUGGUGAUGUGCGCUGACUGCCUGUUUCUUGACCAGUACAGAGGCAGUCUGGUUGAUGCACUAAGAAGAUUACUGCGACCUGAUGGGACGGCUCUUGUAUUUGCCCCUACCAGAGGGGACACACUUGCAGAAUUUUGCAGACUGGCAGAGAGCGCGGGCCUGUGUGUAUGUCGCUAUGACAACUACGACUCAAACGUGUGGGACCUUCACCUAAAGUGAUUCAUUGACAUACAGCAUGCCAAGUCAGCAGGCACAAGAAAAAUGCAGAGAGAAUCCAAGGAGGUGUAUGACGAGAACAUUCACUAUCCUCUCCUGCUGACUCUGACUCACGGCUCCACUCCAGCUCUGAUCUGAGCUGGGCAAAGCCAUCUCAUGCCAGGCUGCCUUUCUGCACGGCCCACCCCGGCUUUGCCACUGUGUCCCCAGCCCGGUGUGUGUGUGCGCCAGACCUCAAGCGGGCCGUUCACUCUCCUCAGUUCUGCUAACUUUUUAUAUCCUCCGAGUGUGUGUGCUUUGAAAAUAUAGUGUGUUGGUGUUGAUCUGAUAUGGCGAGUGUGCGUGUGCUUGACCCUUUUACUGUGUGAUGAAUUGCGCUAAAUAGGGAUGAGAUCACAUCCCGCCCUCUCAUACUACUAAAACCGCAAAUGUGUGGCUCAGAUGUGUAAGUGUGUGACUUCAGAGAUGGUGAUUCAGGGGAAAACAAUAUGAGAUUAUUUAAAUUCAAGAUUUAAAUGUUGAGGUUGAUACACAUAAUCAGGUUUGCAGGUUGUUUCGAUCAUCAGGUCAGUUUUAUACUAGCAUUGGUUCUGUAUCUAAAGUUUUAUUUUGACACCAAAGGUUGAGGGGUUGACUUGGAUUUUGCUGUGCUGAAUGUUAUUUGCUUCACUGUGAAAUGCUUUCACUUGUCAUUGCUUAGCCAAAAAACUGACAAGAUAUGAUAAAUGAGGUCAGACUAAGACUGAAUUGAUGUCCUCACAGCAUCACAUGACCAACGGUAUGACCAGCAGCACUGUUCUACACCGUCCUGAGGCCUGCACAUUCAGAGAGAUGAACCUGAAAUUUUAUCGUCAUUUACUCACCCUUUUUCAACUACUUUUGUUGAAUGGUUACGCAUUCUUUGUGGGUAAGGGUGAGUAAACUUUUUUGAGUAAACUUCUUUUGUACUGUACAAAAUAAAGUAAAAAGGCAUAUCAGUAUA